UGACCCCACACGCAGACCUAUACGGACUAUAAGUGCGUGAUGACGAAAGACGCUCUCUCUUUGCCGCAUCUACUGCGAGAAUGAAGACCAUUCUCAGCAAUCAGACUGUCGACAUCCCAGAAAAUGUCGACAUUAACUUGAAGGGACGGACAGUUAUUGUGAAGGGCCCCAGAGGCACCCUGCGGAGGGACUUCAAUCACAUCAAUGUAGAACUCAGUCUCCUUGGAAAGAAAAAGAAGAGGCUCCGUGUUGACAAAUGGUGGGGAAACAGAAAGGAACUGGCCACUGUUCGCACAAUCUGUAGUCACGUACAGAACAUGAUCAAGGGUGUUACACUGGGCUUCCGAUACAAGAUGAGGUCGGUGUAUGCCCACUUCCCCAUCAACGUUGUUAUUCAGGAGAAUGGUUCUCUUGUGGAAAUCCGAAAUUUUUUGGGUGAAAAAUACAUACGCAGGGUUCGAAUGAGGCCAGGGGUGGCCUGUUCAGUAUCUCAAGCCCAGAAAGAUGAGUUGAUUCUUGAAGGAAAUGACAUUGAACUUGUGUCAAAUUCAGCUGCUUUGAUUCAGCAAGCCACCACAGUUAAAAACAAGGAUAUCAGAAAAUUUUUGGAUGGUAUCUAUGUAUCUGAAAAAGGAACAGUUCAGCAGGCUGAUGAAUAAGAUCUCAGUGAUCCUGCUGCAGAAACAACAAGAUAGCAGAUGGUUCUAUGGACUCAGUUAUGAUCCUUUAAAGAGACAAUAAAAACUCUUGAUUUGAGAUUUUUUCCUACUGAUUUGUCAUUUCAAACUAUUUGGCCAGUAAACAGUUAAGUAAAUUCUAAUGUGUUAAGAAUAAUAACAGAAGGAAUAGGAGUGGUUGAUUUUGUUGUUGUUGUUAGCAAGACUUAAUGGCAGAAGGGGCUUGAAGGAAUACCAAGGACAUUUCAGGCAAGAGGAAUACGGUUAUCGUGGGAAGAACUUUAGGAGAUGCCCUGAAGGUAUGUAAUUUUACAGUGGCAUAGAUUUGAAGAUUUGUGAGGCAAAUGCCUGAGUCGCAGUAACUGAAAAGGCAGCUGAGAAGUGCUACUUGUCUUGGUAAGAAUUAAAAGAUGGAGUUAAUUUAUAUUUAUGAUAAACAUGGUUGCUGUAGUCUAAGGUUCUCUCAGACCCAAAUUUCAGCCACUUCUAUAUCUUAGUCUUUGAUAGCUUUAAAAAAACUUAAGAAACAUUCCAUGUGUCAUACUUCAGAUACACUACUAAACAAUACUGUGUUUUAACUCAGUAGGGUUGCCCCUAAACCUGCAGUCCUCCCCUAUCUCAUUUGUUAGAAACUGUAACUGUGUAAUUUCUCAGGCAAUACAUUCAACUUUGUCUUACCUACUGUGUCUAGUCCAUCAAUAAAAUCUGUGGGCUUACUAAGA
Capra hircus (goat) is the source of this 1399-nucleotide messenger RNA. RefSeq names its product ribosomal protein L9 (gene RPL9). Gene Ontology annotation, cellular component: cytosolic large ribosomal subunit; ribosome. The transcript is spliced from 8 exons. Bases 81 to 659 code for a protein of 192 amino acids. NCBI's taxonomy places the organism in Eukaryota, Metazoa, Chordata, Mammalia, Artiodactyla, Bovidae. Gene Ontology annotation, molecular function: structural constituent of ribosome; rRNA binding. Gene Ontology annotation, biological process: cytoplasmic translation. The record is from RefSeq and is a predicted model, not a curated record.